Capronia coronata CBS 617.96 is the source of this 1734-nucleotide messenger RNA. RefSeq lists its product as uncharacterized. The coding region runs from base 1 to 1734 and encodes 577 amino acids. Gene Ontology annotation, cellular component: dynactin complex. Lineage: Eukaryota; Fungi; Ascomycota; Eurotiomycetes; Chaetothyriales; Herpotrichiellaceae. The record is from RefSeq and is a predicted model, not a curated record. The transcript has a single exon.
AUGGCUCUUCCUUUUCCCUACAUUUUCAUCUCAUGCCCCUGCUCAGAUGUAUCGAACAGAGAAUUGACAUCUAAACGCUCAUCGAGAGAUGUCGAACUUGACCAGGAGAUCCAAGAUGACGAGGAGACUUUUGACCCUCGACACCCCCGUUCGGCCUUCUCCCUCUUCCCCCCUGAGCAUUUGUUGUACUGCGAAGAGUGCCAUGAGAUCAAAUGCCCCCGGUGUGUAACUGAGGAGAUCAAUGCCACAUACUGUCCAGACUGCCUCUUUGAAAGUCCUAAGGUGAUGGUAAGGGGUGAAGGAAACAGGUGUCCGAGGAACUGUUUUCACUGCCCUAUAUGUACGUCUCAGAUGAUCACCGCCUCAGUGGGUGACCCGAAGAACGGCCCUUUCAUCUUGAACUGCAAUUACUGCAUGUGGAGCACAUUGGAUGUGGGCAUCAAAUUCGACAAGCCCACCGGCAUCCGCGGGCAGCUGGAUGAGAUAGCAAAUGGAGGCGAGCAGAAGGCCGCGACAGUGCAUUCGCCAUAUUCUUAUCAAGCCGACUAUGCCCGCAAGUCUUCUCUUUCUCGGCCUCCUCUGUCACCGGCUGAUCGGGAUGAGAUUGCGGACCCGAAGGAAGACUCGGUAUCAGCCACUCCAUUAGACCCGACAGCCAGAUUCAAUGCCUUGAAAACAUUCUACAAGGAGCAAAUCACAGAAUCCUCUGCCACGGACGCCACUUUCUCGACAUCAGCCCUUGACAUGGCCUAUUCAUCACCUUCGUCCCUGCAACGGAUCAUGAACCUAUACACAAACAAAGAAGGCGCUACAAUAAGGGCCCGGCAGAAACUCACUGUAAUGCGAGAGGCACGGUCAGCCAGCGAGGGAUUUGCGUUGGCCGCAUCGAGAGAUUCUGGUGUCGAGUCCCAGUCGCCGAGAAUUGACUACGAUGAAACAGUCACGGCAUCGCAGCGAGCUUUCCAAUACCCUUCUUUCAUCGGGAACCCAGCUGCCCUCAAAGUGUCUGAACUGCGACCCAUGCCGACGUUGAUGCGGACCAAACGAUCCAAACGCUGCGCUACCUGCAAGCACAUCCUCGCCCGGCCUGAGCUCAAGAUCAGCUCGGCACGCUACCGCAUCAAAUUAAUUGCGCUGAACUACGUCCCCUUUGUGACAAUAAAACCGCUUCCCAUCGCGGGUGGACUUCCACCUCCAGGUCCUGAUGGAGGUGAUGUGAUCCUGACCCCUGGCAAGCCAGUGCAGUUCAUCAUGACGCUCCGUAACCCACUAUUCGACGAUGUCAGUGUCAGCCUUGGCACUCCCAGCGUGACGCCCGGCCGCCACGGUCACCGAGUAACUAUACUCUGCCCACAGUUCCGGUUGGGGAAAAACAGCGAUGCCUGGGAUGACGCUCUCAGCAACAACAACCAGCCGGACCGGGGCACGGGGAAUAUCGCUGGAGGAGAGCAGGUCGCUGGCAAACUUUACGAUCAGGGCAGGAACUGGGCCAGCGUCGUCCUUGAGAUUAUCCCCGCCAGUAUCGUCCGGCAGCAGAGCGAGGAGUUGGACGAGGAUGAGGACGUGAUCGAGAUACCUAUUCGUGUGAGGCUUGAAUGGACGGUCACGGACGACGAGGCGGGUAUGGAACGACGCAAAAGAGACACUAGACUGGAUGAGGGCGACGAUAUCGACGAUGGAAAGAGGGAGUUGAAUUACUGGAUGGUCGUUGGCAUUGGGAGAGUCGCUUGCUGA